AUGGCACCUCCGCGCCAGCGCACCACUGCCAUAGUGGACGACUCCAGGUCCGAAGCUUCCAGCGGCACGAGAGAAUACAAAUCCACAGCUCCGAAGAGCAGGAAGACUGGUACAGCCAAGGAAAAGGCAUCCGUGACCAGUGCGCCAAUUGCCCAAGAUGCCGAUGACCAACAACCAAGAGUCCCCUGGUCCGAACUCCCCCUCGACAUCCUCCACGCCUACCGCCACGUCCACAAACUCCCCACUCCCUCUGCCUUCUCAAACGAUUACUCCCGCAUAGUCCUCUCCCAAGGCGUAGGUCUCCGCUCCCCAACAGCCCUUGCCGCUCGCCGCGCAAACGCCUCAACCUCCCGGCAAAACCAGAACCAUAACCACGUAACAGCUUCAUCUUCGCACGCCACGGGCAGCGGAAGUGGCAGUGGAAGUGGAAGCGGCAGCGAGCGUGAACACGAGCCAUUGCGCCGGAUAAUUGGACAAGACCGCGUGAGCAAAGAUGCGUUCGCGCUUGUGGUGCGGAAGCAUUUCAACAGUGCGGGGUUGUCGGAGCAGGAGAGUAUUGCUAGGUUUUUGUAUACUGUCCGUGAGGAACGGAGGGGGAGACAGUUCCGGUUGCGGUUUCAACCGUAA
Messenger RNA from Penicillium longicatenatum, 627 nucleotides. RefSeq lists its product as uncharacterized. The record is from RefSeq and is a predicted model, not a curated record. The transcript is spliced from 2 exons. Gene Ontology annotation, cellular component: histone deacetylase complex. Gene Ontology annotation, molecular function: transcription coregulator activity; protein binding. NCBI's taxonomy places the organism in Eukaryota, Fungi, Ascomycota, Eurotiomycetes, Eurotiales, Aspergillaceae. Gene Ontology annotation, biological process: regulation of DNA-templated transcription. The coding region runs from base 1 to 627 and encodes 208 amino acids.